Messenger RNA from Drosophila novamexicana, 5283 nucleotides. RefSeq names its product intraflagellar transport protein 172 homolog (gene Oseg2). Lineage: Eukaryota; Metazoa; Arthropoda; Insecta; Diptera; Drosophilidae. Gene Ontology annotation, cellular component: intraciliary transport particle B; ciliary basal body; axoneme. Gene Ontology annotation, biological process: intraciliary transport. The record is from RefSeq and is a predicted model, not a curated record. The coding region runs from base 1 to 5244 and encodes 1747 amino acids. Gene Ontology annotation, molecular function: protein binding. The transcript has 5 exons.
AUGCAAUUAAAAUAUUUGCGAACGCUGCUCGAGGGACAGGAGCAAAUCCAGCGUAUUGCGGGUCUCGCCUGGUCACCCAAUCAGCAGAAAUUGGCCAUUGCCACCGCCGAUCGUCACAUUCUGCUGUACGAUGAUGCCGGCGAGCGCCGGGACAAGUUCAGCACGAAGCCGGCGAAUGCUGCCAAUGGCAAGAACUCGUAUGUUAUACGCGGCCUGGCCUUUAGCCCGGACUCAACCAAGCUGGCAGUGGGCCAGAGCGACAGCAUUGUCUAUGUCUACAAGCUGGGCGAAUCGUGGAACGACAAAAAGGUCAUUUGCAACAAGUUCCCCCAGGCGGGCGCAGUCACAGCGCUCAUUUGGCUGGCCACAGGCGCCAUUGUGGCAGGUCUGGAAGAUGGCAAGGUGCGCGCUCUGCACUGCAAGAGCAACAAAUCGCAGAGCCUUUACAGCGGCGAUAGCAUCUGCAUCUCCCUGGCGUCCAACACCAAGGGCAAUGGCUUUCUCAGCGGACACAACGAUGGCACCAUCAUACGCUACUACCUGACCGAGGAGGCCACCGAGCCAUUGGGUCGUGUCGUGCAGCAUCCUGUGCCUCCAUUUGCUCUCGCCUGGCCCCAGGGCGGCUUCUGUGCCGCCGGCUGCGAUCAGCGCAUUGUCUUCUACGAUAGUGUGGGCCGUCAGCAACGCAGCUUCGAUUUCUCACGCUCCGAGGGCGAGCGCGAAUUCACGGUAGCCGCCUGCAGUCCCAACGGGCAGGCGGUCGCCUUUGGCAGCUACGAUCGCAUUCGGAUCUUUGCCUGGAGUCCACGCCAGAGCGCCUGGAGCGAGAGUGCCAGCAAGGAGAUCAGCUGCUUGUACACAUUGAGCGCUCUGAUCUGGCGCCGGGAUGGUGCUCGCCUCGCCCUGGGCUCCGUAAGCGGCGCCGUUCUGCUGUUUGAGUCGGUGCUGAAGCGCACCAUCUGGCAGGAUAAGGUCGAGCUGAUCUUUGUGGCGCCCAGUCAGCUGCUGGUGCGCUCCUUGACGGAGCCCGCGCAGCAGCUGACCAUCGAGUCGCAGCUGGGCCUGGAGAUAGACGAUGUACGUAUCAUGGGCAAGGACAAUUUCCUGGUGGGCCGCACCGAGGAGUCGCUCAUACUGUGCGACCUGACGCGCAAUCUGGCCAGCGAGGUGCCCUGGACGGCAUCGGGUCGUCACGAGCGCUUCUACUUUGAGAAUCUGCACGUGUGCCUGAUCUUCAAUGUGGGCGAGCUGAGCCUCGUCGAAUAUGGCGACAAUCACAUUCUGGGCUCGGUGCGUACCGAGUUCGUCAAUCCACAUGUGAUCUCCGUGCGGCUCAAUGAGCGCGGCAAUGGGCGGGAUAACAAGAAGCUCGCCUUCCUCCUGGACGCCAAGACGAUAUGUGUAGUCGAUCUGGUCAGCCAGCUGGUCAGCGGCCAGAUCAAUCACGAGACAAAGAUCGACUGGCUGGAGCUGAGCGAGACGGCGCACAAGCUGCUCUUCCGGGACAAGAAGCUGCGUCUGAUACUCGUCGACAAUUACAGCGGCAAGAAGCAGACGCUGCUCGGCAACAUCUCCUUUGUCCAGUGGGUGCCGCAGAGCGAUGUCGUGGUGGCCCAAAGCAACAACAAUCUGGCCAUUUGGUAUAACAUCGAUCUGCCGGAGCACGUGACCAUGCAGACCGUACGCGGCGAAGCCAUCGAGGUGAUGCGCGAGCAUGGUCGCACCGUGGUCCGCACACAAGAUGGACCCAGCGAGCACAGCUAUCAGCUGGACGAGGGCCUCGUCGAGUUUGGCACCGCAGUCAACGACAACGACUUUGGCCGGGCUGUGCACUUUCUGGAGUCGUUGGGCGAUAAGCCGGCUGCCAAGGCCAUGUGGCACAAUCUGGCCACCAUCGCGCUGGAGGAGGGCAAUCUGCGCGUGGCGCAACGCUGCUAUGCGGCCUUGGGCAACGUAUCCAAGGCCUACUAUCUGGCCGAGAUGAUACAGCAGGCGGAUGACUUUGAGCUGGCCACGGGCAGUCCGGGCAUCCACUGUCCCGCGGUGCGCGCCAAGCUGGCGCUGCUCGGCUCGGACUUGCGUGCCGCGGAGCGCAUCUAUCUGGAGCAGGGCGACAUCGAGGCUGCCUUGGGCAUGUACCAACAGCUGAGAAUGUGGGAUGAGGCUGUUGCCCUGGCGGAGAGGCGGGGCUAUGCGCGCUUGCCGGAGCUGCGACAACAGCACAUGGACUUUCUACUGGAGACCGAGCAGCAAGAGAAGGCCGGCCAAGUGCUCGAGAAUGAGGGUGAGCUGCAACAGGCGAUGGCGCUGUUCCUUAAGGCCAACAAGCCGGCGCGUGCCGCACGCCUGGCCCUAAAGACGCCGCAACUGCUGCAGGAUGAGCAGCUGAUGCUGCAGGUAACCGAGGGCCUGGUCCACAGCGAGCUCUACGAGCUGGCUGGCGACAUUGCACAUCGCUUGUCCCGGCCGGAGGCCGCGCUGGCCCUGUACCGCAAAGGCGGCGCCUACGCGAGGGCCCUGGAACUGGCGCGUGUCGUCUCCCCGCAGGAGGUGACAUCGCUGGAGGAGCAAUGGGGCGAUUGGCUGGUCAGCCGCAAGCAGCUGGACGCAUCCAUCAAUCAUUACAUUGAAGCGGGCGCCACCCAAAAGGCUCUGGAGGCAGCUGUCGGCGCCCGGCAAUGGCGCAAGGCGGUCCAAAUCGCCAAGGUGCUGGACGAGCCGGAACUGAUCCAGCGUCAUGCAUUGGAUCUGUCCAAGCACUUGGCAUUUGCCGGCGACCUGGAUGGCGCUGAGGAUUUGCUGGUGCGCGCCAAUCUCUACAAGGAUGCCAUCGAGCUGCUCAAUAGCCAUGGCAAAUGGGAGCGCGCCUAUGUGCUGGGCGAGAAGUAUCUGAAAUCGGAGCAGCUACGCGAACUCUUUAUCCAGCUGGCCAGCAGCCUGGAGGAGCAGGCCAAGUACCGGGAUGCCGAGAAGGUGCUGAUAGCUGUCAACGAGCCGGAUCUGGCCAUAGCCAUGUACAAGCGCCGGGAGUUAUAUGACUCCAUGAUUAGGCUGGUCGAACGCUAUCACAAGGAUCUGCUGGACAGCACCCAUCUGCAUCUGGCGCGCCAGCUGGAGUCGCGCGGCAAAUUCAAGAAUGCGGAGCUGCAUUUCAUUGCGUCCGGCGAUUGGAAGUCAGCCGUGCACAUGUACUGCUCCUCGUCCCGCUGGGAGGAUGGCUACCGCGUGGCCAAGCAGAAGGGCACUGAGGGCGCCAGCCAGCAGGUCGCCUAUAUGUGGGCCAAGUCCAUGCCCGUGGAGAGCGCCGUGCGUCUGCUGAGCAAGCUGGAACUACUGGACACGGCCGUGGGCUUUGCUUGCGACUCCGGACAGUUUGAGUUCGCCAUGGAGCUGUGCCGGUUUGCGGGCAAGCCAACGGAUGAGGUACACUUAAAGAUCGCCAUGUCGCUGGAGGAUGAGGGCAAGUUCGAGGAGGCCGAGGCGGAGUUUCUGAAGGCGCACAAGCCCAAGGAGGCGAUACUGAUGUAUCAGCAUGCCGGCGACUGGCACGCCGCGCUCAAUGUGGCCGAACUGCAUCAGCCGGAUGCCGUCAACGAGGUACUCAUUGGCCAGGCGACGGCGGCGCUCGAGACGCGCAACUAUCAGGAUUACGAGAUGCUGCUGGUGCGCGCCCAGCGUCCCGAUCUGAUCAUCGAGCACUACAAACAGGAGUCGCUCUUCGACGACGCCCUGCGCAUUGCCGAGGAGCAUUAUCCGUCGGCCUUGAACGAUCUGCGACGUCUCCAGGCGCAACAGCAGCGUGGCCAGAUGGGCGAGGAUGCCAGCGCGGACUCGCGCGCCUAUUUGCAACGCGCCGCGGAGUUCGCCAAGCGGGAGCAAUUCCGCAAGGCAGCCGAGUGCCUGAUGCAGAUUGACGCCAGCAAUGCUGAGGAUGCGGCCACGCUGGAGCGUGCGCUGUUGCGUGCCGCCGAGAUUGUCAAUCAGUUUCUGGAGGGCAAAGAUGCCCAGGAGCUGGCCCAGGCGCUGGGACCGCGUCUGCUGGCCAUCAAGCAGAUCGGACCGGCCGCCCAGCUGUAUCUGGCCGCUGAUAUGCCCAAGCAGGCGGUGGAUGUAUUCAUACGGGCCGAGCAAUGGUCCAAGGCACGUCGCCUGGCCAAGGAGAUCGAUGCGGAGCUGCUGGCCUACGUGGAGCAGCAGCAAAAGUCACGGCUCAAGCACGAGGGAAACGUGGAGCAGCUGGCAGACAUUGACAUCAUCAGCGCCUUGGAUCUGCUGGCCGAGCAGGGCCAGUGGCAGCGCUGCCUGGAGAAGGCCAAGCAGCUGAGUCCAUCCGUGCUCCAGAAGUAUGUGGCCGCCUAUGCGGCUCAGCUGAUACGCGAGGGCGACUGCAUCACCGCACUGGGUCUGUAUCUGAGCUAUGGGGCGCCGCCGAUUGAGGAGCACUUCAACAUCUACACGCGCAUUGCUCUGGAUUGUUUGGCGCUGCGCGAGGAGCAGUCGGAGGGCGGCGCCUUGUGGCAGAGACUACGCAAUUUUUUGCAUGGACUGCUGCAGGGGCUGCGCAACUCGGAGCACGGCCAGGCCAAGUUUACGGCCAAUGCGGAGCAGUAUCUACUGAUCGCCCACUACUAUGCGACACGUGCCGCCUGCAGGCAAGUGCCAUCCCUGCAGCCGGUGGCGGUGCGUAUAUCCUUGGCGCUGCUGCGACACACGGAUGUGCUGCCCGUGGACAAGGGCUUCUACGAGGCGGGCAUGGAGCUGCGACAAGCAGGACGUGAGUCGGAGGCGUUUGUCAUGCUCAAUCACUAUUUGGACGUGUGCGAGGCCAUAGAGGAGGGCUCCGGCAAUCUGGUCGACCAUACCGACUUGGCGGCCACCGAUUUUCCCAGCUCCGUGCCGCUGCCGGAGGACAUACACCUGAAGAACGAGCCCAGUCUGCACGAGGAGGUGCGCGAAUGGGUGCUGGCCGUUAGCAUGGAUCAGCAGGUCGAUCAGCUGUUGCCAAACGAUGAUCGUGGCCUCUACGAGUCCAGCUUGGGUCCAAACGAUAUGCCCUGCCUGCUCAGCGGCUAUCCGGUGCGUGGCCGCCAGCCGGUCACCUUUCAAGCGUCCAACAAUCAGGUCAAUCGCGAUGUCUGGAGCAAGUUCGCGGUCGCCGUCAAGAUGGCACCGGCCAGCAGCGUGACCGACAUCAUUGGCUUCGUGGAGAAGUGGCAGGGCGUGGCCAACUACGUGAUGCACUAAGGUCACAAACUGAUGCACUGAUGCAGGCAAAUAAAUAAU